AUGGACUUCUCCGAUAUCUUGUGGGUAGAACGCUACGACUCUGCUAAUCGCGAUCCCGUCCUCAGGUCUUUGNGAGGAAUCAGCCAAUUCUUCCCUGAAGUCAGCGUCCGAGGCACCAUCUGCGCCAUCUACAUUAUCCUGUUUGGUCUUGCCAAUGCUCUUCNNUUGGUUCGCGGCACCCUUCGAUCAAGCACGACACAUCUAACCAGCCAUGCAGAGUUCCAAAUCCCACCUCAGAUCGCCAGAUAUGCAUCCUUCAUGUUCUCGUUCAUCGGACGCGGUGUUNUGUACGGCACACGAGCUCUUGAAUUGACAACGGCACAAGCUGACGAACAUGGGAUAGUCUACAUCUUUAUCGGAGGGCUUUGCUUCUCAGGCCAUUGGACCAAAUACAUUAUUGGCGGCAUCAUCAUACUUGUGGGUAUGGUCUAUGUCGCCCUCGAAUACGUACCCAGCAUUGAGCCUCCGGCCAACAUGAGGGAUGCUGAUGCCGGCUGGGGAGCCGAGCAAGUGUAG
This is a messenger RNA of Aureobasidium musti, 516 nucleotides long. The record is from the annotation of a GenBank genome assembly. NCBI's taxonomy places the organism in Eukaryota, Fungi, Ascomycota, Dothideomycetes, Dothideales, Saccotheciaceae.